This is a messenger RNA of Entrophospora sp. SA101, 392 nucleotides long. Lineage: Eukaryota; Fungi; Glomeromycota; Glomeromycetes; Entrophosporales; Entrophosporaceae. The record is from the annotation of a GenBank genome assembly.
AUGCCUAGAUAUCUAAGAGCCGAUGCAACUCCCCUUUCACCUGAAGCAAUUUGCGAGAUUAUGAAUGCUAAAUAUACAAAAAAUGUAUUAUCAGUUUUAGUCAAAAAGUAUAAAAUAUCAAAUACACGUAUUUAUAAAAUUUGGAGAGGACAAGAAUACUAUGCUGGUCUUACAUUUAAGGUUGAUCAAAAUCAAAAUAUUGAUUGGGAUAAAGAAAUCGAAAAAUGGCUCCAUAUUGUAGAAUUGGUCAAGAAUUCGUCUGCACCAACAAUAUUACCUGAGAAUCCUAACCGAACUGAUGAAAAUACUUUGCAUCUAGAAUCUAGUGUUGCGCCUAUUAAUCUUCCAGUACCUGUAGUUGUAGGAGAUACAAAAAAGAGGAACACAAAUCC